AUGGGGGAGAAGACCUUGAUCAUGGGGGUGUGGGGAGGGUGGGAGGCGCCUGCAAAAGGGGGGAGGGUUAGUGGUUACGGUUACAGCUACGGUUACGGCUACGGUUACAGUUACAGUUACGGUUACGGCUACGGUUACGGUUACGGUUACGGUUACGGUUACGGUUACAGCUACGGUUACGGCUACGGUUACGGUUACGGCUACGGUUACGGCUACGGUUACGGUUACGGCUACGGUUACGGCUACGGUUACGGUUACGGUUACAGCUACGGUUACGGCUACGGUUACGGCUACGGUUACGGUUACGGCUACGGUUACGGCUACGGUUACGGUUACGGUUACAGCUACGGUUACGGCUACGGUUACAGGAACCCUCGCUGUGGCAACAUUGACUGA
Molecule: messenger RNA, 396 nt
Organism: Hyalella azteca
Lineage: Eukaryota; Metazoa; Arthropoda; Malacostraca; Amphipoda; Hyalellidae
Product: keratin-associated protein 6-2-like
Exons: 2
Coding region: 1-396 (131 amino acids)
Source: RefSeq, a predicted model, not a curated record